This is a messenger RNA of Amaranthus tricolor (Joseph's coat), 733 nucleotides long. RefSeq names its product gibberellin-regulated protein 6-like. Bases 94 to 390 code for a protein of 98 amino acids. Lineage: Eukaryota; Viridiplantae; Streptophyta; Magnoliopsida; Caryophyllales; Amaranthaceae. The record is from RefSeq and is a predicted model, not a curated record. The transcript has 3 exons.
CAGUAAACUUAAACUUAAUUAAGCUUCAUUUUCUCAUUCAAAAUAUUUUAUCCGAUUCGAUCCGACCCGACCCUGAGCUUUGAUCCAAGCACAAUGGCCAAUGCUAAGCUUCUCACUGUGCUUUUAGCUUUUCUUGUCAUUUCCAUGCUUGCUACUGAGGCUCUCGCAAGGCAUUAUCAGUAUGGAAAUGGGAGUUUGAAGCCUUAUCAAUGCCAAGGAAGGUGUACACAGAGAUGCUCAAAGGCUAGAAAAACUCAUGAAUGCAUGUUCUUUUGCCUAAAAUGUUGCGCAAAAUGUUUGUGUGUACCACCAGGUACUUACGGCAACAAACAACUAUGCCCUUGUUACAACAACUGGAAGACCAAGAGAGGUGGCCCUAAAUGCCCUUAAUUCGAUGAUCAACCAUCCCUAAUUAAUUUUUCAGAACUACUAGAAUUUAUGUAUGUAGUCAAUUCCGAUCUUUUGGAAUUCAGACUCUGAUAUUGACAUUAUUAUAUUAAAACGUGUGCGUAAGGUUUUUUUUUUCCUAUUGUUAUGUUUUUAGUAAUUUUUGAACUGUCAUUGUAUGUAUUACUUGCUUAUUUCAUUAGCUAAAUUAUCCCAUUGCUCCAUUGUGGGGUCUAGUAAAAUGUUGUACACCCCCAUACUAGAGAGCUUUAUUGGGUAAGUAUUUUGGCUAUUGUUAUUUGUUACAAAUUUCAUGUUAAAAAUAAAUUAAAAAUGUUGACAUUUG